GCAGAGGUGUGUGUCCGUGCGUUCAGAUGUCACAACCUACUUGCAUGAUUGUACACAUCGCCAAAGACGGAGUACUCUGGUUCCAUUCUCUAGCUGAUUCGCUAGCUAUCGCUAGUUGUCCGCUCUGGUGGUAGGGAGUCUAGUCUGAUUCAGUACAGGCAGUGCAGCGAUAGCGGGCUGGUGUUAUUCGAAGAGUCCAAAACCAAAGGGACGUCAUUGAGAAACUGGGUCGCAGCGUCACACAGUGAACACGCGCAUCUCCUGUAAACAGGAUAGUGCUAUAUGAACACAACGUAAGACAUGCUACAGAGAUUGUGAAGCUGAGAAAUGGAUGAUGACGAAACUUCAGCCAUCACCCCAGUGUCCACAUCCAUGGAUUCGCCGUCAGCACUGGCAGGAGACGAGCAAGUAUCCGCAAGUGUCUCCUCUACAUCAGCAGCAGUACCAGUAGCAGCAGAAAGUGAAGGGGAUUUCCCUUUCACACACCCCAGUGCAAACAGUCCAGCAUCACCAAUUACUAGUUUUGUUGAUACGUACGUACAGCAUGCAACACAGCAUAGCCACAGCAGCAGCACCAUCAGUGGUGACAACAGCAACUUCACGUAUCCAGUUCAGGAUGCAGCAGCGUAUGGUCAUCGUCUACAGAAUCCAAUCACUGUAUCACGUAUGUUGGAGAGGAUACAACCAACAACAGCAUCAGGUCAGUUUGUUCGUAAUGUUGUCUCAUCCACUGGUGGUCACUGUGACCUGUCUCAACUGUCAUCAGAGCUGGACACUGCCGACUUGGUCUCGUCUGGUCCUGGGCAAGUGGAGAGUCAUAGCUUAUGGCCACAAUGAGCACCGGCAUUAUCCGAAGCAGGAGCAACUCUAUCAGAGGCUGACAUAGAACCAAAUACAGCAUACGCCAGAAUUGCAGAACACGAUGCAGGUCUCUCAUCAUGUCUUCCUCUGGCAUGUCCGUCAUCGUCAAGUUUGGAUCCAAUUCGUGAUAAUCUAUACCUUGCAGCAACAAGUGGCAGUUAUACACAGGUACUGCAAGAUACCAUACCACCCUUGUCUUCCAUCACAUCACCUACAUAUUACCAACAUCAAAAACACACCCUGCAACAGCAACAACAGCAGCAACAACAGCAGCAACAAGAGCAGCAGCAGGGCCACCAGAACCUGCAGCAGCAGCAACAGCAGGAACAGCAUCACCACCAGCACCACCAACAGCGGGACCAGCACCACCAGCAUCAGCAGCACCAGCAGCAACACCAGCAGCAGCAGCAUCACCACCGGCAGCAGCACCGGCAGCAGCGGCACCAGCAGCAGCAGCAGCAGCAUCACCACCAGCAGCAGCACCAGCAGCAGCAGCAGCGGCACCAGCAGCAGCACCAGCAGCAGCAGCAGCACCAACAGCAGCAGCGGCACCAGCAUCACGAGCAGGCCGGACAGCAUCACGACUUCCAGUCGUCUGCUUCACAGAUGUUUGCAAGGAUUCCAUUGUCGACGGAUGUCGGCACACGAUUUUUAGACUUCAACCAAUCCUCCCCUAGCCGCCAGAGUCAUGGUGAACUCUUGCAGCAGCCGCCAGAACUUGCCUCUACAUUUCCACAUCAUCCAGGCAAAGAACAAACUUUGCCGUCAGCCACAGCAGACACCGUAACAGCAACAACAACAGUAUCAGCGCGCAGAGCAGCCAAUAG
Sycon ciliatum is the source of this 1688-nucleotide messenger RNA. RefSeq lists its product as uncharacterized. The record is from RefSeq and is a predicted model, not a curated record. Lineage: Eukaryota; Metazoa; Porifera; Calcarea; Leucosolenida; Sycettidae. The transcript has 5 exons. The coding region runs from base 328 to 837 and encodes 169 amino acids.